Molecule: messenger RNA, 2100 nt
Organism: Pristis pectinata (smalltooth sawfish)
Lineage: Eukaryota; Metazoa; Chordata; Chondrichthyes; Rhinopristiformes; Pristidae
Gene: hadhb
Product: hydroxyacyl-CoA dehydrogenase trifunctional multienzyme complex subunit beta
Biological process (GO): fatty acid beta-oxidation
Molecular function (GO): acyltransferase activity, transferring groups other than amino-acyl groups
Source: RefSeq, a predicted model, not a curated record
UCUCCUUUAAUCCUGAAUAUUUUAUAAUCGAUUUUCUCCUCCCCCCUUUAGAUGGUUUUGUGCAGGGAGGGGGAGGCGAAAUACAAUAAUGGGCGGGUUUUGAGUUAGGCCGGAAGGGGAUCUCUGCUGGUUGUUACGGUGAGAUGCCAGGGCUCUGGGGCAGUGGGAGCGGAACAGAGCAGCGCAGCGAGAGGCCGGGGAGCGGAGCAGAGCAGCGAGAGGCCGGGGAGCGAGGGAUCGAAGCCGGAGAGCGGAUCAUUGAGGGAACGGAGAACCGAGGGAUCGCAUCAGAGAGGCGGAGCCGCGAGAGGCCGGAGCUGAUAACGAGAUCGCUGAAAUAAACUUUUAUGCCAUGGCUUCCAUGUUGAUGCACACAUUCAGAUGUGUACCCACCAACCUGAUAUGGGCUGCAAAAUUAAAUUUACGUUUGUUGAGCUCUGUUUCUCAUACUCAGUCGCAAGUGAAAUCAAGCAGUAAGACUCUAGCAAAACCAGGGUUCAGAAAUGUUGUUCUGGUUGAAGGUGUCCGAAUUCCAUUCUUGUUGUCUGGUACCACGUAUACAGAUCUGAUUGCCUCAUGAUUUAGCCAGAGAGCAGCACUACAGGGACUACUUACAAGGACCAGUGUUCCAAAACCAGAUGUUGACUACAUUGUAUUUGGUACUGUUAUUCAGGAGGUCAAAACAAGUAAUGUUGCUCGAGAGGCUGCACUUGGAGCAGGGUUUUCAGAGAGAACUCCAGCCCACACAGUUACAAUGGCUUGUAUUUCUUCAAAUCAAGCGAUGACUACAGCUUUUGGCCUAAUUGCUUCCGGUCAGUGUGACACAAUAAUAGCAGGUGGUGUGGUCAUGUCUGAUGUUCCCAUUCGUCACAGCAGGAAAAUGAGGAAGACCUUACUGUUUUCCAGAGCUAAGACAAUAGGACAGAGAUUGUCUCUGCUUGGAAAAAUCCGUCCAGACUAUUUUGCUCCUGAGCUUCCAGCAGUAGCUGAGUUCUCCACCAGUGAGACAAUGGGGCAUUCCACAGAUAGACUUGCAGCAGCAUUCAGUGUUUCCCGGAGAGAACAAGAUGAAUUUGCUUUGCGUUCCCAUUCUUUGGCCAAGAAAGCAGAAACUGAGAAGCUUCUUAAAGAUGUCAUUCCAUUCAAAGUGCCAGGCCAUCACACAGUCACCAAAGACAAUGGAAUUAGACCAUCCUCGAUGGAACAGCUGGCUAAAUUGAAGCCAGCCUUUAUCAAACCUCAUGGAACCGUUACUGCCGGCAAUGCUUCUUUCCUGACAGAUGGUGCCUCUGCUGUGUUAUUAAUGUCUGAAGAUAAAGCACUGGCUAUGGGCUACAAACCACUGGCUUAUCUAAGGGACUUUGUAUAUGUCUCACAGGAUCCAAAAGACCAGUUGCUGCUUGGGCCAGCAUAUGCAACUCCUAAGGUUUUGGAGAAAGCUGGAUUAACGCUUGAAGAUAUUGAUGUAUUUGAGUUCCAUGAAGCUUUUGCAGCACAGAUCCUGUCUAAUAUGAAAGCUAUGGAUUCCGAGUGGUUUGCAAAAACCUAUAUGGGCAGAAAUUCAAGGGUUGGUGUUCCCAAAAUGGAUAAGUUUAACUGCUGGGGUGGUUCAUUAUCCUUGGGACAUCCUUUUGGUGCCACUGGUUGCCGCCUCGUUACAAUGGCUGCUCACAGGCUGAUCGCAGGAGGCGGACAAUAUGCACUUGUUGCAGCUUGUGCUGCUGGAGGACAGGGUCAUGGAAUGAUUGUUGAAACCUAUCCCCAGAAUUGAAAUGUGUUUUCCUAAUCAUCACCAAUCCAGUGCAAUGGAAAGUUAAAGGAAGAGCAAAAAUAUUCUGAUCGUCUGAGCACACAACACUUGAAAAUACCAUCCACGUUUGUCAAUAAAAAAAACCAUUGAAUCUGUAUCUCAAAUAAGAAGCUUUGGAGAGCUUUUAGUAUAUGAUUUUCUUUCUGUACAUUACAAGCCUAAUUCCAUCUUCCAGCUAAGAAUAUAGAUUCUUAGUGUUGAUUUGUAAAAAGAGUGAAUUGGAUAGGCAGAAGAAUGGAGAUACAUUAAUAUCAAAUUGUGCCUUACUCGUUAAUAAACCAUGAACUUAU